Messenger RNA from Erinaceus europaeus (western European hedgehog), 2921 nucleotides. It is a transcript of the gene JOSD1, whose product is annotated as Josephin domain containing 1. Gene Ontology annotation, biological process: protein deubiquitination. Lineage: Eukaryota; Metazoa; Chordata; Mammalia; Eulipotyphla; Erinaceidae. Gene Ontology annotation, molecular function: cysteine-type deubiquitinase activity. The coding region runs from base 495 to 1103 and encodes 202 amino acids. The record is from RefSeq and is a predicted model, not a curated record. The transcript is spliced from 4 exons.
CCGCGUUAGCCGCUCGGACCUGACGGCCGGCCAACACCUAGGCCUCGUCUCCGGACUCCGUGGCGUUGCGGUUCGAGAGAAAUGGAGGAGAAGGAGCGAUGUGGCCGAGUCCGUUCCCUACUCCUGCGUUGAGGCCUGGUGGGCAUUUGCAGAGGGCGACGGAGCGAGAGAAUCGUCAUUUUUUUGUCUGUGUGUGUGUGUUUGUUUGAUGGGGGGUGGGAGACGGGAAACAGUUUGAAUUUUUGUAGAAUUCUGCACUUCGAUGCGACAAAUUAAUCCCAAAAGUUACUUUUCUACUGAGAAGAGCCAAGGUUUUUUUUUUUUUUUUUAAUUAUUAUUAUUCUAAUCUUUUCUCUCCGUGAAAAAGCAUAAAUCAUGGACAUCAGAGAAUAAAGUGGACCUCAGGACUCCCGAAGCGACUUAAGGCUGCCAUUCUCCCCCAGGAGGGAAGAGUGGGGUAUUUUUAGCCCUCUCUCGAACCUAAAACGAAAAACAUGAGUUGCGUGCCAUGGAAAGGAGACAAGGCCAAAUCUGAAUCAUUGGAGCUGCCGCAGGCAGCGCCCCCACAAAUCUACCAUGAGAAACAGCGCAGGGAGCUUUGUGCCCUGCAUGCCCUCAACAACGUCUUCCAGGACGGCAAUGCCUUCACACGGGACACACUGCAAGAGAUUUUCCAGAGGUUGUCCCCAAACACCAUGGUGACCCCCCACAAGAAGAGCAUGCUGGGAAAUGGGAACUAUGAUGUGAAUGUCAUUAUGGCAGCACUUCAGACCAAAGGCUAUGAAGCUGUUUGGUGGGACAAGCGCAGGGACGUCAGUGUCAUUGCUCUCACUAACGUUAUGGGCUUCAUCAUGAAUCUGCCCUCCAGCCUAUGCUGGGGCCCAUUGAAGUUGCCCCUCAAAAGGCAGCACUGGAUCUGUGUUCGACAGGUGGGAGGUGCCUACUACAACCUUGACUCUAAACUGAAGAUGCCCGAGUGGAUUGGAGGAGAGAGUGAGCUCAGGAAAUUUCUAAAGCAUCAUUUGCGAGGAAAGAACUGUGAACUGCUGCUGGUGGUACCAGAAGAGGUGGAGGCCCAUCAGAGUUGGAGGGCUGAUGUAUAAUACAGUUCUACCCAGCCUUCCCUCACCGCAGCUCCCUAAAUCUUCGGUGACAUCUUAUGGCCCAUACAGUGGGUCUGUCCUUGCCACUCCCCAAACAUCUCAUCGGGUUUUUCCUCAGAUUUGACAGUGCAAUAGGACAGGUGUAUGGACUGUUCCAAGAACCAAUCAGCACUACUUGUUCCUGGGGAGGAAGACAGGAGCUAUGUAUGCUUAGGAAAAGCAAUGGAAGGAAGAACUUUCUUAUUUAUGAGGAGAGAGAGGUGUGUCCUAGCUUAUUUCCCCUUUUUAUGAGACAAGAAGUUCUGCUGGAGUUCACUGCUGCUCUGAUUCACCUGGAGAUGCUGCCUCCAUUCCCCCUUUCUGGCAGCCAGUGGAUCUGAAGACUAUACUUGCAACGCUAGUGUGACUGACUUGAAUAGGACCUAGAACAUAAGGGGGUCUCAGGAAACCAUCUCCAAAAUCCCAGCAGUGCUACUGCAUGCUGGCCCCGACCCUUUUAAAGAGUGAUUUGUGGCCAUCCUUGGAGUUUUAUGAUGAAAAUUCUCUAAUAUUCCAUGUCAAGUGGUUGAAUCCUCCAAUAUUCCAGUGUGACAGGGUAAGAUAGAUUCCUAAGAUGUGCUCAAAGCCAAACUAGGCAGGCAUAGCAACUCAUCCUCCUCAAGUCUACUUGUCCCUGCCACUUCACUACAUUGAGAGGUUUUUUUAUUUUAUUUUUUUAUCAGGGAUUGAGAGCGGUUAAGAGUAGGUAGAACCUAGGCUUGGCGCUAUAGGGAUAAAAACCAGAACCCCAGAGUUGCAUGACCAUAUACAUUAUGUCAUAGCAUCUGGGUUUGUCAUCUUUCUGUAGUUUUCUUUACAAAUCAACUGAGAAUUGACCCAUCCCCCCCACCUCUUCAACUAGUUGUAGGCCACUUUCCCCCUGUAAUCUUGGAAAGCUAAAGAGAUGGGGAAGUGUUCCGCCACACUGUCACCAGAGUGGUUGUCAUUGCCUCGAGGCAGCAGGGCAGGCAGGGCUCGCCUGUCUAGCCCUUCCAGAUCAUUCAAUAGUCUUGACAGGUCUGGGAGCUGACCUGCUGGUGAGACUUCUUUCCAGCAGCAAAGUCAGCCUGAGGCUUGCAUGUCAAGCCUGAGCAAGCUUAAUGGGAUGAAGCUGAGGCUUGCUCCCCACUGUGACUGGAGUGCAUGUUUACACCAGCACUUUUUCUGCACAUGUAUCUUCAAUCCAGCAAGGCCAUUUUUCUAUGCUGAGUAACAGAGGCCAUCAAACAGCUACUUCAUUACAUCUUCUCAGCAAUUGGCUGCAGUCUCUUCUGCACCAUUUUCUACACCAGUCCUGCUUGGCACCACAGGGAGCUCCUCUGCACAAUGACAUUCCAGCCACCACCAACCAGAAGUUACAGCCAACUUGCUGAUUGUCACAAGCAGGACCUUGGGUCCACUGGCACUGUCAGUGAUAGUAAGCCAUUUCUGGGAAGAGGAGGCAGCUCCUCUCCACCAAUCUGCUUCGGCCUGUGCACAUGGCACUUCGAGUCUCCACGCACUUGGAGUCCAUGAGCCAAUGGGUUAUGCAAAGAUGCUUAGACAUUUCAGGGCUGGUUUCUCUGUUCAUAUCCAGUUCUGGUGCUUAGGAACAGGGACCCAGGCAAAAUGCCCCACUACCUUUUAAGAAAGGGGGCAGGACUGACCCUGAUGCCCAGGAAGGGGCAACCCUAGGCUUUUUGUUUUUCUUGCUUUUAUUCCUUUUUUGUUGGCCUUGUGCUGGGUUUGUUUACAAAAGAUGUAUUUUGUUUAAUCAAACAUUAAAAAUGGAAAGCUGUA